CUCUCUUUAUUCCCCCUUCUUAAUAUUCUUCCCUCUGACCCUUUCCCCCUGUUAAUUCUUCAAAUUCCUCCUUUCCCUUCUUAUUUCAAUUCAUUCUUCCCAAAUUUAUCUCUCUCAUCAAUCCUCAAAACAGAUUUCUCGUGCGGAUCAAUCGAUCAAAUCAUCCGGAUCUGCUGUUAACAGAAUUAACAGAUCCAGACAUCGUACGAAGGAGAAGUAUGGCGGAGGAGCAUGGAUGUCAAGCACCGGAAGGACACCGUCUUUGCGCCAACAAUUGCGGUUUCUUCGGUAGUCCAGCGACGAUGAACCUGUGCUCCAAAUGCUACGGAGAUUUCUGUCUCAAAGAACAACAGCAAGCUUCAAUCAAAUCCUCCCUCUCCUCUCCUUCAUCGUCCUCAACGUCAACCGAAUCCGCGUGUCAUCCUCCGUCGUUGACUCUACCCGACGUCAAGGUAGAUUCACCGGUUCCUGUCGAGGGAACCGCAGCGGCAGUUGCAGAACAACCGCGCCAUCAGCCGAACCGGUGCAUGGUAUGCCGAAAGCGGGUCGGGUUGACCGGGUUCAAGUGCAGAUGCGGAACCACGUUCUGCGGGACGCACAGGUACCCGGAGCAGCACGGGUGCACGUUCGACUUCAAAAAGGUCGGAAGAGACGAGAUCGCCAGAGCCAAUCCGUUGGUCAAAGCCGAGAAGCUUGAGAAGAUUUGAUGUGGAGCGUUGAACUGUUGACUUCCGGUGACAGUGAAAAAAAAUGUCAAAUCCUAAAAAAUCGACGACGUAUGUGUGUGAGGAGCACCAUCAUUUGAUCACAACCGUCCUCCCCCGUGGGAAAGGAAAACGUAAUUCCGCGAAUCAACAGGCUUGCUAGAAUAUUCUCCUCUUUUUUUUUUUCCUUUUUUUUAAAAUUAUGUAGCCUUUGGUUUGUAUAAAAAGGGACUUUGAUUUUAUCUGCUUGCUGGGUGGGAAAAAAAAGUGGAGUCCAAUUGCGUGUAGAUUCUUCCUAUUUGGUUAUUGCGGGGUGGUUUGAAGGUUUCUAAAUUAUUAUCUUUGAGGGCAAUAGUUGGACGCCAUUAAGCUUUGUGUAACAUUUUCGCAAGAAGUCUUCGUCUUU
Rubroshorea leprosula is the source of this 1110-nucleotide messenger RNA. NCBI's taxonomy places the organism in Eukaryota, Viridiplantae, Streptophyta, Magnoliopsida, Malvales, Dipterocarpaceae. The record is from the annotation of a GenBank genome assembly.